CUCAGCCCCCCCGCCCAGACCGGAGAAGCUCGCCAGCCUGCCGCGGUCCGCCGUCCCCCCCCCCGCCUCCUCCCACCCUGCAGGCAUGGACACGGUGAUCCGGGAGCUGUUGCCGCAGCAGCAGCCGCGCACCAUCGAGAGGAGAGACCUGCAGUACAUCACCAUCAGUAAGGAGGAGCUCUCCACCAGCGACAGCCUCUCUCCAGACCCCUGGAAGAGAGACGCCCGCGAGAAGGCUGAGAAGCAGCAGCAGCUCCACAUCGUAGACCUGCUGGACAAAGAGAUCCAGGAUCUGCAGUCGAAACCGGAGGCGAACGGCGGAGGAGAGCGACCCGCCUCAGGAAGCUGAUGCUGGAGAGUGGCAGGUUCAGAAGAACGACUGCAGGAGUCCAAGCACAGCGAUGAAGACGAGGAGGAGGGAGGACGACGAGGACGUGGACACCAUGAUGAUCAUGCAGAGGCUGGAGGCCGAGAAGAGAGCCAGGUUGCAGGAUGAAGAGCGGAGGCGUAAGCAGCAGCUGGAGGAGAUCCGUAAGCGCGAGGCGGAGGAGCGAGCGAAGCAGGAGGAGGACCGCAGGUGGAGAGACGAGGCCCAGCGAGAGUCCGGGGAAAAGAGGAGACAGGAGGAGGAGUACUACACCCGUCUGGAGGCGGAGCGUCGCCGGCAGCACGACGUGGCGGAGAGGAAGCUGCUGACCCCCGACGACCCCCCCUCCGGAUAUAACUCGUACACUGGAAACUCAGCAGGAGUUGUAGGAUCAGGAGAAGUCUACAACGACCCGCGGGACAAAUGGACAAAGACUCAGGAGCAGGAGAACUCGAUCCCCAGCGGCGCUCCGGAGAGUAUGACCUUCAAGGAGCGCCAGCGUCUCUUCUCUCAGGGGAAGGAGGUUUCCAACAAGGUCAAAGCUUCACGCAAACUCAUGGAGCUGGAGAACGAGCUCAACACCAAGUGAUAGACCGAACCCAACACCACGUUAUAGCCCGAGCCUUUCCACCCCCCCCCCCCCCCCACCCCCCCAACUUCACGUCUCCCCGGUAAAGUGAAAGUGCUCCUGGGACAAAAAAAAAACACGGCGCUUUCUUUGUGUUUUUAUUUUUAAUCAUUGAAUAACUGGACCAUUCACUUUUUUUGACGUAGCUAUAUCGUUGCAAUAGGAGAGACAUUUAUGGCUUAAAAAAAUCUUCCUCCCCUCGUUAACUGUCAAAGAUAUAUAAUGAUAAAGCACUGUAAAAACGUUUUCAUUGUAUCUAGUGAGAAUUUGAGAAUCACUCGACAAAAGGGGGAUAUAUUUUUGUUUAUGAAAUGGUCCUUGGGGGCGAAGGGGAAGCAGAAAGGUUUAUUCUCAUUUUAAAUUUGUUUUUUUGAACAAUUUUACUGUGUUAUUUUAAAGCCUUUUUUUCCCACGGCUGAGCUCCAGACCAACUUUUAUUUUCUUGUUUUUAAAAAAAAAUUAAAUUCUCAGUGAGUGGAAACACUGUUAUUUCAUUCCGUAGCAAGAAAGCAUGGGAUUAUUUUUUUUGUGAUGUUUUAGAUGAUUCUCCAGAGGAGGAUCGUACAGGAUCUUUUAAGUGCACAACAAUACUGUAAAUAUUUGGGUCCACAACUGUCUCACUCUUUUACUACUGUAGAAACCUGCCAUGCUACUAAAAUCUGCAAAAACUAAUGUGAUUUAACAUAAAAUCCAACAGGAAGUACCGCUAAAACUGGACUGUAUUGAGUUACACUUUUUAAAUGUUUGGCCCCGAUCUGAGGUUAUUUUUUAAUCUAAUAGUCUUUUUAUUUGCAGAGUUGUGUGAGAUUAAUUUGAUGGAUUGUACCUGAAAUUCAAGCCAGAUUUCUUUUCAUUCACAAUGUGAUUAAUGUUGGUUUUCACAAUAAAUAAAAAAACUCUUUAAGUCCUUGUUUGCUUUACAGAUAUUUAUUCGUGAGGAGAAAAAACAUACUUGCACAAAAACCUGUUCAAUAUUAACUGUGUAUCUGCAAACUGUGUAGAGAAGUGGAUUACAUUUGGGACCUCUCGUACUGUGGUAAUAAUACAUCUGUGUUUUUCUGCAUUAGACAGAUAGUGUUCUCUUCUCACACCAGCGGGAAGAUCCAGAGGUUUUUGGGGGGUUUUAUCCCAAGGUGAUAUACUUGGGAUUGUACAAAUAUAUCUACACACACAAUUAGCAUAAUUCACCAACACUGCGGAUGUAAAAAAUGUGCCCCAGUUUAAAAAAAAAAAAUGGUAGUGAUGUUUCAAAUGUGUCUCCAUCCUGUGUGUGGAUUUCAUUUUCUCUCCAGGAGCCUCCACUAAAAACAGAUUCUUCACAAUGAGAUAAGAUGCUGUUAUAAUAACUGACGUGAGAAACACUUACAGACUACACGCUUCUCUCCACUCACAACAAAUCCUUUAUAGGUUUCAAAAUGAACUGAGUCAUUGAAAUGGUUCCAUGUUUAGCCUUUUGUAAAUCAUUAAUAAAUACAGAUUUUUCAACAGUG
Messenger RNA from Trematomus bernacchii (emerald rockcod), 2485 nucleotides. Its product is annotated as afadin-like. The coding region runs from base 402 to 956 and encodes 184 amino acids. The transcript has 7 exons. Gene Ontology annotation, cellular component: adherens junction. Gene Ontology annotation, molecular function: cell adhesion molecule binding. The record is from RefSeq and is a predicted model, not a curated record. Gene Ontology annotation, biological process: regulation of protein localization. Lineage: Eukaryota; Metazoa; Chordata; Actinopteri; Perciformes; Nototheniidae.